UGAGCUUCCAUUGUAGAGAUGGAAAAUAUUGAAAAACUUCCACUAAUUGUAUUAUAUGUUUUCCUCUUUCAACUUGGUUUCUCUUCAUGUUUGCCUCAUUUGUGUCCCAAAUAUCAAGCUCUUGCUCUUCUAGAAUUCAAGAAGACGUUUGUCAUCAACCCUUUUGCUUCUACUUUUGAGGAAUGUGAAGGUCUUUCUCCUAAGACACUGUCAUGGAAUACAAGCACGGAUUGUUGCUCGUGGGAUGGAGUUCAUUGUGAUGAGACGACAAGCAAAGUGAUUGAGCUUGACCUCAGAUGUAGCCAACUUCAAGGCAAGUUCCUUUCCAACAGUAGCAUCUUCCAACUCUCUGCUCUCAAAAGGCUCGAUUUAUCUAUGAAUGAUUUCUCUGACUCAAACAUUUCACCUAAUUUCGGUGGGUUUUCUAGCUUGACAUAUCUUGAUCUAUCCUAUUCGACGUUCACAGGUCAAAUACCUUCUGAAAUUUCUAAUCUUUCUAAACUACGUUCUCUUCGUAUCUAUGGUUACUCAACUGGUUUAACACUUGGACCGCACAAACUUGGACAGCUUCUUAAGAACUUGACCCAAUUAAGAGAGCUUGAGCUUUCCAAUAUGGGCAUCUCUUCAACCAUUCCUUCAAAUUUCUCUUAUUAUUUAAUAACUUUGCGUCUUCCAGGCACACAAUUAUAUGGGAUAUUACCUGAAAGAGUUUUCCACCUUCCAAACUUGAGAUUGCUUGAUUUAUCAAGGAAUUCUCAACUUUCAGUCAGCUUUCCAAUAACCAAAUGGAAUAGCAGUGCAUCUCUGAAGGAUUUAUCCCUAAAUGGUGUGAAUUUUACAAACGUACCUGAACCCAUGAGUAACUUUUUUGGACCUGUUCGACUAUUCAAUGAAAAUUGGACACAACUGGAAUCACUAAAUCUUCAAUCCAAUUUCCUAACAGGUCCAAUUCCUUCUGAUGUUAGUGGAUUUCAAAGCCUACAGCUACUCUCGAUGUCAUCAAACAGUUUGAAUGGAAUGAUACCAUCCUGGAUAUCCUCACUUCCGUCCCUGAAAUAUUUAGACUUGAGCAAUAACAGCUUCAGUGGCCAACUUGAGGAGUUCAAAUCCAAAGAACUGUUUUGGAUAGAUCUAAAAAAAAAUUACUUGCAAAGUCCCAUUCCAAACUCACUCCUAAACCAGGAGAACUUGAUAUUUCUUAGCCUAUCAUUAAACAAUUUCAGUGACAAUCUAAAUUUUAGCAUGUUUUCAAACUUGAGUGGACUAGGCACACUUAAUCUUUCAUAUAAUAGUUUCUCAUGGGAUGAUAAGGAUCAAGUCAAGUCUAAUUUGCUCAACUCUCUUUAUGACUUGGAUUUGCGCUCCAAUUUGCUGCAAGGGUCACUACUUAUUCCACCAAGUUCUAUAGAGAACUUCUACAUAUCACAUAAUAAGCUUAGCGGAUAUAUCCCUUCGACUAUUUGCAAACUAGAAUUUCUGAGAGUUCUAGAUUUGGCAAGUAAUAGUUUGAAGGGAGCAAUCCCACCUUGUUUUGGUAACAUGAGCGCAAUUGAGGUUUUAGAUUUGCGCCACAAUAAUCUUAGUGGGACAAUUCAAACUAACUUUAGUGUUGGAAAUCCACUCAGAAGCUUUAAUUUGCGUGGAAAUAAGUUAGAGGGGGAAAUCCCACAUUCUUUGAUCAAUAGCAAGCGACUGGAAGUUCUUGAUUUAGGAAACAAUGAGUUGAAUGACACAUUCCCAAUGUGGUUGGGAACUCUACCAAACUUGAUGGUUUUGAUUUUAAGAUCAAAUAAAUUGCAUGGACCCAUCAGAACAUCAAAGACUAAGAGAUUGUUUCCUCAACUUCGAAUUAUAGACAUAUCAUCCAAUGGAUUUUAUGGGGAUUUACCAACACAUCUUUUGGAGAAUUUUCAAGCCAUGAAGAAAGCUGAUGAAAACAUGAAAACCCCAAUGUAUAUUGGAGAUUACUAUUACAAAGAUUCCAUAACAAUUUCAUCAAAAGGAAUGAGCAUGGAACUUGUUAGAAUUUUUUCUAUGUACACAGCCAUUGAUCUUUCAAGCAAUAGAUUUGAAGGUUACAUUCCAAGUGUUAUAGGAAAUCUCACUUCACUAGUUCUUUUGAACCUAUCUCAUAAUAGUUUGGAAGGCCAUAUACCAACAUCACUUGGAAGUGUAUCAGCGCUUCAAUCGUUGGAUCUCUCAUUUAACAAACUUGGUGGAGAGAUACCAGUGCAACUUGCAUCUCUGACAUUUCUUGGAUUCUUAAGUGUCUCUCACAAUCAUCUUGUUGGAUGCAUCCCUAGUGGAAACCAGUUUGCUACGUUUGAAAGUGGUUCAUUUGAAGGGAAUGAUGAAUUGCGAGGCUUUCCAAUUUCAAAAGAUUGUGGUGGAAGUGGUCAUGGUCAUGUACCACAAUCAAUGACUCCAUCCACACUAGAUGAUCAAGAAGAAGAUUCUGGCUUUGAGAUAAGUUGGGAAGCGGUUCUGAUGGGCUACGGUUGUGGACUCAUUAUUGGAAUAUCCAUAAUAUAUAUUAUGUCAUCAACUCUCAAACCGAUACAGCUUUUCAGGAUGAUUGCAGAAUGGGAACACAAAGUUAUAACCAUGAGAAAGAAAAAGAAAGUAGCCAGACAAGUCAGGUAUUCAACUCUAACUCUACACUAAA
Messenger RNA from Solanum tuberosum (potato), 2665 nucleotides. Its product is annotated as receptor-like protein 12. Gene Ontology annotation, molecular function: protein binding. The record is from RefSeq and is a predicted model, not a curated record. The transcript has a single exon. Lineage: Eukaryota; Viridiplantae; Streptophyta; Magnoliopsida; Solanales; Solanaceae. Bases 19 to 2664 code for a protein of 881 amino acids.